This is a messenger RNA of Daphnia carinata, 861 nucleotides long. RefSeq lists its product as uncharacterized. NCBI's taxonomy places the organism in Eukaryota, Metazoa, Arthropoda, Branchiopoda, Diplostraca, Daphniidae. The coding region runs from base 40 to 630 and encodes 196 amino acids. The record is from RefSeq and is a predicted model, not a curated record. The transcript has 9 exons.
UUACAGGACAGUUCGUUUCUUUAAUAUCUCUCCUUUAUAAUGGCACCCACUAAGGGUGAAUCAAAAACUCUUCUUACCAAUAAGGAAAUUGAAAACCGUAGAACCUGCUGUUCCAGAAAGAUGGUGAUUCUGUCAGUUUCAGUAUUUGCCAUUGCUCUGAGUGCUGUUACUCUAAGCUUUGUUACAGUCUCAUCAUACCCUUUACAUGCUUCUUGCCGUGUUGAUUGGACCUUUGGAAAACCAUGUGAUGAAGUUAGGACAUCCCUAGUAAAUCAAAUUCAAAAAUGGAACAUGGAUACUCAGAAUCUUUGUGGCACUGGACAGAAAUGUUUGUAUCAGUACCUCACCUCAACUCCAGCUAAAAUUACUGGCACACACACAACCCCAGUGAAACGUUACGUCGAUGACGUGUCGUUCACUUUUGCUCCCGGGCCAGACAACUCCUGUAAAGUGCAGGGCUUUUCAACAUCCCAGACCUGGUACGCGAUAUUGGAUUAUGGAACUAACUAUUGCAACAUCAAAAAUCUGGUGGAGGGCGCUGAACUUGGAAUCAAUGACACCAAAUAUAGUGAGAACACCAGUGAUUCUGUUUGCACCCAGUAUUCUUCAGCAAAUUGCGAGAUUUACUAGAUGAGGAGCGAGAAGUAUAAUGGCAUCUUAUCCUUACCAGUUAAUCAUAAAUAAUAUUCCUUACAUUGUGAAAAAUGUUCUACAUACUUAGUCAUACAGGAGUGAUGCUGAUGCAAGUGCUGAUGAAUUUUCAUUUCCCUGCAAAAUAUAGGCACUGAAAUGAAAUAUUUGUUAUAAAAUGUGAAAGCUAGUUUCUCAUGAUUUCUAAAAAGAAUACAAUUCUAUACGUUA